Aedes aegypti (yellow fever mosquito) is the source of this 3350-nucleotide messenger RNA. RefSeq names its product MFS-type transporter SLC18B1. Bases 1005 to 2549 code for a protein of 514 amino acids. The transcript has 8 exons. The record is from RefSeq and is a predicted model, not a curated record. Lineage: Eukaryota; Metazoa; Arthropoda; Insecta; Diptera; Culicidae. Gene Ontology annotation, molecular function: transmembrane transporter activity. Gene Ontology annotation, biological process: transmembrane transport.
GGUCCCGGUCCAGGAAGGUUCAGUCCGAUUCGAGCGUCGGUGCGAAGUGCACAACGAGUCCAGUCGAGCAGUACCUAAGGCAGGAUCCGUCUCCUCAAGAAGUGUCCUGCGCAGAGUACGGGCUUCCCGGUUUGACAUUCUAUUGGUGUAUUGUGUUGGUGAAAAUUGGAUAUUUUGUUGGCUUCGAAGAACCUACUGAAGUUCCAUACCUUGUGGAAGUUAAAAUGCCUUUGCCCAAAGAGUACCCAAAGGUCGAGUGUCUAUCGGUACCUACGACCCGGUGAGGAGAUAGGUCAUUCCGCGCCGUUAGCCUACGCUUCUGGGAGAUACCGUGUUUACGAAAAGUUCAUUGGAUCGGGCUGCAGCUGGAUUACAAAGAGUGAGCCAUGAUAGGCAAUCAAUCUGUGCCAAAGAAGACUGCAUUUCGUUUUUUAUUGUGAGGUGUAGCCACUCAAUCAGCAUUACAAAUUAGUGAAAAGUUCCUCGAGGAUAUAUUGUGUAAAAUAAUCGUCUUUAGUGAGUGAGUGAUUGUGUUCAACGACAAUAGGUGGUAGUUGUAUUAGACAAAACAAAUUCCCGCUUGAAUAGAAGAGUUGUGCACAGCAUUAGACGAGUAUUGGCAAAAGAGUAACAACUAUCGGUGUGGAUCGAAGUUUCGUAACUCACGUAGAUCGCGCGCUGAUCGAUCUCCCAUACAUAUCUCCCUGUGCAUGGCAGUUGAAUAUACAUACAGAACGCCAACUGGUGCAUGAAAUUGUGCGCUCUAGACUGCUGCCACUCGCCUUAGAUUGGCAGGCCAAAUCUUCGGUCCAAGUGACGUUAUCAAUUGCAAUUAGUCCUAGUUUUCUAAUUAGUGCUGGCAGAACAUCGGAGUGCAACCGUGAAAAUUAAUCGCUCUGACCGUGGUUAGCUGAUAGUAGCUGAUCCAUCCUGUGGCACCAGACAAAAAGCUGCAUCGUUUUCAUCUUGAAUAGCUGAGGUAUCAGUAGGAGCGGCAGACAACCAUGGCGCUGGACUUUACCAGGCGGCAGUGGCUCACGCUGUUCAUCAUGGGGUUGGCAGAUUUUUGCAAUGCAAUCUGCGUCAGUUUACAAGCACCAUUCUUCCCCAAUGAGGCGGAACGGAAAGGUGCAACGGCCACAGAGUACGGUCUAGUAUUUGGAAUUUUCGAAUUGGUAGUGUUCAUAAUUUCACCAAUCUACGGUCAGUGCAUCAACCGGAUUGGACCAAAAGUAUUAUUCAACAGCGGAAUCUUCACCACCGGCACGUCGGCCAUCUUGUUUGGUCUGCUGGAUCGGAUACCGGAUCACAUCCCCUUCAUCACAUGUGCCUUCAUCAUUCGAAUCGUGGAAGCCUUGGGUAAUGCGGCGUUCCUCACAGCUUCUUUCGCCAUCAUCGCCAAAGAGUUCCCGAACAAUGUGGCCACCACAUUCGCAUCCUUGGAAACCUGCUUCGGGCUGGGACUGAUCGUAGGUCCCAUGGUUGGCGGAGCCCUCUACUCCGUGGGUGGAUACUAUCUGCCGUUUGUGGUGCUCGGGUCGGCCCUGUUCGUCACCGCAAUCCUAACGCUGUGCAUUCUACCCAAACACGCGAACGAAGCCUUCGAAGAAAAUGACAAACGAACUUCCAUGUGGAGCGUUCUAAAGAUCCCGGGAGUCCUGGUAAGCUCGCUAGCGAUCUGCGCUACCAGUGCUUCCAUUGGAUUCCUCAGUGCGACACUGGAACCUCACUUGCGACAGUUUGAGCUGGGACCAAUUCUGUUAGGAGUUGUAUUCGUGAUCAACGGUGGAAUCUAUGCACUUACGGCACCGAUCUUCGGUUGGAUGGUGGACAAAUUCCUGAGCCCCAAGGUGUGCUCUACUAUGGGUUGCUUCUUGGUUGUGGCGGGAUUCCUUAUGGUUGGACCAGCAUCGUUUUUACCGAUAGAGACCACUCUCGACGUGGUGAUCAUUGGGCUAGUACUUCACGGCCUUGGCAUAGCUGCGGUUCUAGUAUCAGGAUUCACGGAUGCGCUUAGAACAUCAAUCGCCAAAGGUCUCCCGGACAGUAUUGAAACGUACGGGCUCGUGUCCGGCCUGUGGACGUCAACCUUCGCCUUCGGAGCUUUCGUCGGGCCCUCUGUCAGUGGUCUCCUCUUCGAUGCCAUCGGUUUCCGCGGUUCAACCCUAUUCAUCGUCGGACUGGAGCUGAUCGUAGGCACCAUCCUGCUGUUCUUCAUCAUGUGCGACAAGACUCCAUCGCAGUACAAGGAAAUCUCGUCGGUGGAGUCGCUCAUCAAAAGCCAGGACAGCCAAUCACACGACAGUAUCCUGGGAAGCCGUAGCAGCAGCCUGGAUAUCAGCUUCCGAGGACGAGGAAGUCAGCAUUCGCUUGCCAUAGAAUCGUGGCGCCCCUCGGCCAACAGCCUGAUCCUGAGCAACAGCUACAACAGCAAGCAAGGCCACUGGGCUCGAUCAGUUACGGAGUUGGAAUCUAGUAAUGUGGCACAAUAUGGACCGCAGUAUGGCAGUUUUGAUGCACGACCGGCCUAUCAGGAUACGAUGUCUUAAGCAGGGAUAACCACGAGUUCAUCUCCUGCCCAACGGAUUGGUCAAUUUAGUGAUCAAUUUUUGGAUAAACCUGCCAUUCUUGUUCCCUUAACUAGGAUGUAAAUAUAUUUAAUGCUACACUACUCAUCGGAUUUAAUCCAUCCGCCCUUUCCCACUGCGCAGCGGCAGCUUAAUCAAAUCGCAUGCGAUGAUAUAGCAGCUGAACCGAAAGAUUAAACGUUUAACCAUAAGACUUGUUCUAGCUUUGUACUUUAUAAUGCAGCAAUACGUCAGGCGCAGAGAAAGAUAGGAACGCGGUUACCAAAGAAACACUUGCCAUUCACGUGACUGGCCAAGCGACAUAAUCAGUAGCCGAAAAAAUGCGGCAGCAAAUUUAGCGAACACAGUUCAAUUUCCCGAUUACUUUUCAGUAUAGCAACUUAGCUAGGACAUUUGUUCACGUCAAUUUUUCCGUUGUCGUUUCGCAUAAUUUGCCUACCCCUCCCGUGUAUGUCUUUUACGCAGAACAGUACUUAGUAAUUUGUAGCAUCAGAAAUGUAGGAGAAAAAAACACGGAAUCAAAUCUCUAUUUCACGCAAAGCACUUGCCAUGACAGGAGGUUCGCGAGCUUGCGGUGCGAGAUGAACCAGAAACAGAAAAUACGAAAAAAAAUAUCAAGAACCUUUAUUAAUGUGAUGAUAGCAUUUACUCUCUACGGAGCAAACAAAAGAGCGUGGAAGCGAUAAGCUCAGAGCUGUAGACAUGAAGAUGAUUUACCAACAAGAAGCACAAUAAAUGUAGGCUAUUUAUAAUGAAACCGAA